UAUGAAGAACAUACCGUUAAUAUUCCUGUACAGUAAAUUUCUGUGAUUUGUGCAAUAUUUUGAUUUUUGUGGUUACAAAUCGCUACUUUUGCAAAAUAUAUUUACUUAACUACCUUUUUUGUUUUGCAAAGAGAUUACCUACUUACGUGAUCAUCGCGACCUUUAACUACCUGUCUACCUCUCUCUACCUGUCUCUUUGUUGACUGCGAUACGCGAUAGUAUAAAAGCGGAGACAUCAGAGUACCGUCUUCAGUUUGCAUUCAAAUAUACGAGUACACAAUCCGCGAGUUCUAACAUUACAACAACACAACCUUUUGUCACACCAUAUCAAGAUCACUUCGCUGCCUACUUACAAUGCCCUACUUCCGCUCCAGCUACACCUUCAGCAUUGAGGGCAACACGCGCACCUUUCAUCACCGCUGGUGCACGGCCGGUCGUACGUAUGAGUGUGACGCAUGCAGCAGCUCAUGUGAUGUACGCGCUGGCUAUGAGAAACACUGGUCCAACGUUGGAAGAUCGCUUUGCAGCAACGAGCAACGCACACAGCUGAAAAUCAUAGAGGAGCAACGCAUAACGAAUUUCAUACUCUGCAAUGACCACAACAGGAGCACUAAUGAAUUUUUGUUGGACGCCGGCAUACAAGCGAUACCGCAAUUAUUGUGUCUGCUCUUCCACGACACCGCGCGGUUACACUUUCGUUUGAGUUUCUAUACGCGCAUCUUGAAUGAAACGGAUUUUCUUUUCGCCAGCAGCGAACUAACGUUGGAGCAUCACCUGGACAUUGGCGAGACUGUAGAUGUGCUAUUUCUUAUGUUGCUGGAGAAAAUCAAGGCUUAUAUGUAUGCCUGCUAUCCGACGCGCGCUGCGGAGUAUAGCGUGAAGCGCAUAAAGAUUUACGUACGGCGCGAGCUGAACUCAAACUCAUCCUCGUUAAAUGCGCCCCCAAAAUGCAUACUACCGCUACAGUAUCGUGUGAAGCAUGCCACCGCAGCACCAGCCACAAAGCCGAUCAGCGCAGAGACUGCUGCCGACGCGAAUCUGUAUUGCUUCCGCGUUUGUGCGCGCACACAAGAGUUGUAUGUGGUGCCCUACCAGCUGGGCAAACGUCCGAGCAAUACAUGUUCUAUUGAAGUACCACGCGCACAACAAACUUGGGAUCGCGUCGGCUGUGGCGCCCAUUAUAUAAUGUUGCAGAGUGUAGAUGGUGCUCAUCAACAGCUCUUGGAGAUCUCGAACAUAAGCCGCUUUCUACGCACCGAUGAGGAUGAUCAUGUGCACACCUGCUCUCACUGCAAGGCGAAUUUUACACAACGCACUAAGUUACAGCUACACAAGGCGCUCGCUUGUGGACGCGGUUUUGAGGUACUACAUCUGGCCAGUGGUAAUUUGGAGAUUUACGAGAAUUGCCUGCAAAUGCGUUGUGACAACUAUAACUGGCCGCUUUAUGGUAUAAUCGAAUAA
This is a messenger RNA of Zeugodacus cucurbitae (melon fly), 1461 nucleotides long. RefSeq names its product protein terminus-like. The record is from RefSeq and is a predicted model, not a curated record. The coding region runs from base 355 to 1461 and encodes 368 amino acids. NCBI's taxonomy places the organism in Eukaryota, Metazoa, Arthropoda, Insecta, Diptera, Tephritidae. The transcript has a single exon.